UGGGUGGCUCAGCCAGUCCGGGCCAAGUCCUGCCAGUCCCGCCAUGGGGCCGCUGUGCAGGCCGCUGCUGCUCGGCCUGCUGCUGCUGCUGCUGCUCCUGCAGCCACGAGCUGCCCGGCCCGCCGGCCCCAUCCGGGCCUUCGUGGUGCCCCACAGCCACAUGGACGUGGGCUGGAUCUACACGGUGGAGGAGAGCAUGCGGGCCUACGCAGCCAAUGUCUACACCUCGGUGGUGGCAGAGCUGGCCCGCGGAAAGCAACGCCGCUUCAUCGCAGUGGAGCAGGAGUUCUUCCGGCUGUGGUGGGACAGGGUGGCCUCUGAGCAGCAGAAACGCCAGGUUCACCAGCUCCUGGAUGAAGGUCGCCUGGAGUUUGUUCUCGGAGGCCAGGUCAUGCACGAUGAAGCCGUGACCCACCUGGAUGAUGAGAUCCUACAGCUUACAGAAGGACACGGCUUCCUCUACGAAACAUUUGGAACCCGGCCACAGUUCUCCUGGCAUGUGGACCCGUUCGGUGCAUCAGCCACAACCCCCACCCUGUUUGCCCUGGCAGGCUUCAAUGCCCAUCUCAUCUCCCGGAUCGACUACAACCUCAAGGACGCCAUGCAAGAGACCCAGGGGCUGCAGUUUGUAUGGCGUGGGUCCCCGUCCCUGUCAGAGCAGCAAGAGAUCUUCACACACGUCAUGGACCAGUACAGCUACUGCACCCCCUCCCACAUCCCCUUCUCCAACAGGUCCGGAUUCUAUUGGAACGGUAUAGCCGUCUUCCCACAGCCGCCCCCAGAUGGCGUGUAUCCCAACAUGAGUGAGCCCGUCACCCCAGCCAACGUACACCUCUAUGCCGAGGCUCUGGUGGCCAACGUGAAGCAGAGGGCUGCAUGGUUCCAGACUCCUCACGUCCUCUGGCCCUGGGGGUGUGACAAGCAGUUCUUCAAUGCCUCAGUGCAGUUUGCCAACAUGGACCCCCUGCUGGACUACAUCAACAGCCACUCCUCCCAGUUCGGUGUCUUGGUGCAGUAUGCCACGCUGGACGAUUACUUCCGUGCCCUGCACUCCCUCAACAUAACCUGGCACGUCCGUGACCACCACGACUUCCUGCCGUAUUCCUCAGAACCACAGCAGGCCUGGACAGGUUUCUAUUCAUCCCGAAGCAUGCUCAAGGGGCUAGCACGGCGAGCCAGCGCCCUACUGUAUGCUGGGGAGUCCAUGUUCACACGCUACAUGUGGCCGGCCUCCCACGGGACUCUGGACCCUGUCUGGGCCCUGCAGCAGCUCCAGCACCUCCGCUGGGCCGUGUCUGAGGUCCAACACCACGAUGCCAUCACCGGCACUGAGUCCCCCAAGGUGAACAACAUGUACAUGGAUCAUCUGGUCACAGGGGUGCUGGGUGUGCGCAAGCUGAUGGCCUCCAUCAUCCUGGACAGGCGCCCGGCAGCCAGCGCAGACACAGGACCUACAGGAUACUUUGCUUCAGUGUACAACCCUCUGGCUUGGACAGUCACCACCAUCGUCACCUUGACUAUUGGCUUCCCCAGAGUCAGUGUCACAGAUGAGAUGGGCCACCAUGUACCCGCACAGAUCCAGAACUCCACCAAGCACCCCUCUGCCUACGACCUGCUUAUCCUGAGCACCAUUCCAGGCCUCAGUUACCGGUAUUACAGUGUCAGGCACACCCAGGGGGACCAGGCAGGCACCAGGGAAAUGGUCACCCCAGUGGCCAGCACCCUCAAGUUUGGACGCAGGCUGAGGAACCAGACCAGCCAGGAAGGCAAGCGCCUGGUGCCCGUGGUAAAUGACUGCUAUACUGUGCUGUUAGACCAGGACACCAACCUGAUGCACAGCGUCCAGGACAGACAGAGUAACCGCACAGUGCACAUGACCCAGGAGUUCCUGGAGUACCACGCCAACGGGGACGUGAAGCAGGGACCUAUUUCUGACAACUACCUGUUCGCACCCAACCAGACUGCUGAGCCUGCCUGGGAAGCCGUGGAAAUGGAGAUGGUGGUGGGAACGUUGGCAACAGAGAUCCGGCAGUACUUUUACAGGAACACGACAGACCAGAGUUAUACCUAUGCAGUCUAUUCUCGGCUCGCUCACGUGCCUGCUGGGGAACUGCUCUGCCAACGGAUAGAGCAAGAAUACAGAGUGGGCCCCUUGGAGCUGAACCGCGAGGCCAUCCUGAGGACCAGCAGUGACCUUAACAACCAUCAAGUUCUCUACUCAGACAACAAUGGCUACCAGAUGCAGCGUAGGCCCUACCAGAUCUUCAAGAACAACACCAUCGCCCGGAAUUACUACCCCAUGGUGCAGUCGGCCUUCAUUGAGGAUGACAGAAGCAGGCUGGUGCUGCUGACGGAGCGGGCACAUGGCGUCUCCAGCCAAGGGAAUGGACAGGUGGAGGUGAUGCUCCAUCGGCGGCUGUGGAACAACUUGGCCUGGGACCUAAACUGCAACCUUACACUAAACGACACCUCUGUUGUCCACCCUGUGCUCUGGCUUCUGCUGGGUCCUAGAUCCGUCACUACCAGCCUACACCCAAGGAAUGGGCUGGCACUGCAGCACAGGCCCGUCGUGUUGUUCGGAGAACUGGCCCAUGAAGAGACUCCUAUUCAGAGACCCCCAGAGCCCCCAGCUGUGACACUACCCCCAAACCUGCACCUGCAGAUCCUCAGCAUUCCUGGCUGGAACUACAGCACGAGCCAUGCCCGGCACCUGCGCAGCCUUCGGACAGGCAACGGAAGGAAGGCCCAGGCAGACCUGCGCCGAGUCCUGCUGAGGCUCCACCACCUGUAUGAGGCAGGGGAGGACCCAGUCCUGUCUCAGCCUGCGACAGUGGAUCUCAAGGCUGUGCUGCAAGGGCUGGGGUCCGUGGUGGCUGUGGAGGAGCGCUCACUCACUGGGACCUGGGACAUGCACACACUGCAGCGCUGGCACUGGAGAACAGAGACUGGUCACUCGAGAGGUCAGACCACCUCCCCACCACAGCCACCAGGAGGCGCCACCAUCACUGUGCACCCCAAGGAAAUCCGGACAUUCUUCAUUCACUUCCGGCAGCCAUGAACACUGGACCUUGGAACUGGAAGAAACCGAGGGACCCACAGUGAGACGAGGGACCUAGAAUGAGACGCUAGCUCAGGAAAUGGCCGUGGGGGGGGUUCAAUUCUUAAAUUCUUUCAAAUAAAAAAUCAAAGUCUGUGUUCUUUCUU
Messenger RNA from Nannospalax galili (Upper Galilee mountains blind mole rat), 3204 nucleotides. RefSeq names its product mannosidase alpha class 2B member 2 (gene Man2b2). Lineage: Eukaryota; Metazoa; Chordata; Mammalia; Rodentia; Spalacidae. Bases 44 to 3058 code for a protein of 1004 amino acids. Gene Ontology annotation, molecular function: alpha-mannosidase activity; carbohydrate binding. The record is from RefSeq and is a predicted model, not a curated record. Gene Ontology annotation, cellular component: lysosome. Gene Ontology annotation, biological process: mannose metabolic process. The transcript is spliced from 19 exons.